Paramecium pentaurelia is the source of this 1274-nucleotide messenger RNA. The record is from the annotation of a GenBank genome assembly. Lineage: Eukaryota; Ciliophora; Oligohymenophorea; Peniculida; Parameciidae.
AUGGAAAUAAAUAAAUUGAAUGAAGUUAAUCCAGAUGAUUUGGAUGUUAUCUUUAGAGGAAUCUAAUUAUUUAUUGAUCAAAAAGAGAAUGAUUUAGAAACAACAAUAUCUCAAUUAGUUGAUAAAUACAAAUAUUAUUAACUUCAGGAUCAUGAUAAAAAGUUUUAAUUAUUUUGUUAAACAAGCAGAUUAUUCCAUCGAUUCUAGAUUAGAGUAUCAGAGUUAAUUGAAAAGUGUAAAAAUUAAAAUGCCAUUAAUUAUGUAUUGAGCAUCAGAGAUAUACUUAAUUAUAAGGCAUAGAAUUUUGCUGUUAUACUUAAUAAAGUUCAUAAAAGGUGUGAGAUGCAAGCCAAUUAAUAAAAUGAAGACAAUCCAUAAAUUCAAAUGAAAAGAUCAGUUCCUUCAUGGCAGUUAAAUAGUUAAUAAAAUCGAACGUUGUUCUAAUUUUAUGAUAUUGAUUUUUGGAAACUCUAUGAUAUUAUGCUUCUCAACAAGUAAGAAUUUACUUAAUUAGACAAUAUUGUUCAAAUCUUAUUGUUUAUCAUUAAUCAAAGAAUGAAAAUGUAGAAAGAUUAUUUGUAUCCAGUUUAGAAAGAAAUUAAAGAUUUCUAUAAUCCAAAACCUUACCAUUAAUGGAAAUAACAAUAUUGGCAGACAAAGCUAAGAAAUUAAAAUUUCUCUAACUUACUUCAACAAUGGAAACACCUUAUGCAAAUAAAAAUAUUACAAUGUUUGGCAAUUAGAGUCCAACCAAAAAAACUCAAAUUAGUGUUAAACAUUCUAUGUCGAUUAGUCCUUAAAGAACUUAAAGUAGAGACCCUUAAGAUUAAGACAUAAGAAGUAUGUUUGAUACAGAAACUUGCAAUUUGUUUGAUAACAAUUACAGAGUUACUAGAGCAAAGAAUUUAUCUUUACAUAAUGACAAAAAUGUUGGUGGUUGUUCUACUUAAUUAAAAUAGAAAGGAAAAUCAAAAUUAUAGCAAGAGAAUUUUAGUCCUUAAAAGGGAUGUAAAAAUUAAAAUUGGAUGCUUCCAGAAAUAAAGUCUCCUUUUUCUUAAGAUUAAAAUGUUAUACAUACAAAUUAAUAAGAUUCUCUAAUCAAACCAAUACAAAUAUAUUAAAAUUAUGCUUUUACUUAAAGUCCUGAUAGAAGAUCUGCAAAGAAACCACCUCUAGGAUAAGAUCUCAAUAGUACUCUUUGUUAAUAAUUAUUACCAUAAUAUAGAAGUAAUAAUAGAGCAUUCUAAACAAUAAAAAGCUUUAUCCGUAAAUGA